Messenger RNA from Symbiodinium sp. CCMP2456, 334 nucleotides. NCBI's taxonomy places the organism in Eukaryota, Dinophyceae, Suessiales, Symbiodiniaceae. The record is from the annotation of a GenBank genome assembly.
GCCAGGAAGCGCGCCGCUUUCCCAUGGCCUGGGCGUGGCAAGGCCAUCUUCUGCAGCGCGACGACGCCCCGUACCAACGGCUUCCAUUGGAACGGCAGAGGUCGCGUGGGGGAAGGGCCGUCCCAUGAUGGAGCCCAUGGGAAUGCUGCGACAAAGCAGUGCUCCAAGCCUCGUACCCGGUGGAUAUGGAGGCUUCGAGCCCUACCAGAGGCUCUCAAAGGCCAGUUACGACGUCAGCCGAAGCCCAGGAAUGAGGCGAUCUGCAUCAGCCUCUAACUUGAACUUCACACGUCCUACCGCCGCUCCGUCGAUGCCACAGCAGCCAGCCCAGUGA